UAAAAAGCUCUCCACCUACAUAUAAUCGUAUAUAAAUUGGGACAGCAGUCUUGCAAGUUUUUAGUCUUUUUAUAAACAUUCAACGCAACACACGCACAAAAAUGUCAGCUGAUAUUGAUAACUAUAAUGCCGAUGAGUUGGUACCACCUGAAUGGCUAAAUGAACAGUUCUUUAAAGACGUUCUAACGCAUAAUCAUAAUGAUGCAAACGUAAAAGUGAUUGACUUUAAAAUAUCUCCAGCAACAGCUAAAGGAGAUCAUUAUGCGAGUAUUAUGUUUCGAGCAGAGAUUGAGUAUUCAAUAGGUGAUGAGAAGCUUUCAAAACCAAUCAUCAUCAAAACAAUGCCCGAGCAAGAAGGUCACAAGAAAGACUUUCUUGGCGACGCGAAAUUCUUUCCAACUGAAAUUGCAAUGUACACAGAAGUGUUACCAAAAUUGGAAGCAAUUCUACGCGAGGCUGGCGACGAGACAAGUUUAUGUGCCAAGUGCAUAUAUCAUACGCUUGAACCGCGCCAGGUGAUGGUCUUCGAAGAUCUGGUGCCUCAGGGUUACUCGGUUGUGCGCAAGAGAGUAGCUAACUUGGAGGAGAUCAAAGCUGCCAUUGCAAAGCUGGCCAAAUGGCAUGCAGUUAGUUUCAAGUUGCUCAAGGAAGAUCCUACAAUGUUCGAUAAAAUGAAGUAUGAUUUGACUGAAGUUCCCAACUACCUCGAACAGGAUUUCAUGAAGACUAGCCUACCAAACCUAAUCAAGUCACUUGGAAAGAAUGAUAAGUUAAAAGGUUAUCUCAAAUAUCUGGAGCCAUUAACAGAGACUCUUUUGAGCCGCUGGGUUGAAAUCAUACGUGAAUACAGAGAGAAUCGCCAAGAAGAUGCUUACUAUGUUUUAUGUCACGGCGAUUUCCAUCUAAAGAAUAUGAUGUUUAAGGGAACCGAAUGCAUGCUCUUGGACUUCCAAAUAUCCUAUGUAGGAUCUAUGACAAAUGAUUUAUUGUACGCCAUGUAUUUAUUCUAUGGCCCCGAAGAGCGUCGAGAUAGAUAUGACGAGCUUAUUUAUUUUUACUUCACUAAUUUAACAAACACUUUAAAAACUAUUGGCUAUCAAGGAAAGUUGCCAAGCUUAGUUGAGUUUCGAAAGCAAUUAUUCGAAAGGAGACAUCAUGAAAUUUUUUUGAUGUCAAUAUUCUUGCCUGGAUUCAAUUGCAUGAGAAAAGGCCAAGAUCCUGGAGAGUUAAUGACGGACCCUACAAAAUUGGCUCAAAUGUUUGAUGAUAAAGACUUUCAUGAAGAGUUGGAAUAUCUGCUACCUCGUAUGCUUCAUUUAGGCUAUUUUGAGCAGCUUGAAUGAAUGUAUUACUCUUAUCUUUAUCUAUAAUAUAAUACAAGCGUUCAAAGUCAAUAAAAAUAUUGGGACGUAGUUUCAUUUCUGUGAUUAUGCUUUGACAUAUGGCAAUAAUAAUUAUUAAAUGGUUUGAACAACCAACUAUUAUCUUGACAUACACUCUGCAAACUUAAAGUUCAUGACCGAUAAUGCUACUUUUUAUAAUUGUUGAUACUUAAUAUAUUUUUGGUUAGAGCUUUAAGUAACCAAAUAUUAAUACAAUACGUAAAUAGUAGUAUAGUGGUAAAUAAUGACAUAAGCAAUCUUACGAAGCUCUAAACCUUCAAUAAUUCUGCGAGGAAUAGAUUAUAUAUAUGUACAUAUAUUAUUAUCAUCAGACAAAACAAGUAAGAAAGCUACAGUCAAGUGUGCUCGACUAUGAGAUAUCCGCUUCCCAUUGCGGUAUAAUACCGAAAU
Molecule: messenger RNA, 1793 nt
Organism: Drosophila albomicans
Lineage: Eukaryota; Metazoa; Arthropoda; Insecta; Diptera; Drosophilidae
Exons: 2
Coding region: 102-1343 (413 amino acids)
Source: RefSeq, a predicted model, not a curated record